Molecule: messenger RNA, 4321 nt
Organism: Rosa chinensis
Lineage: Eukaryota; Viridiplantae; Streptophyta; Magnoliopsida; Rosales; Rosaceae
Product: putative disease resistance protein At3g14460
Exons: 13
Coding region: 1-2412 (803 amino acids)
Source: RefSeq, a predicted model, not a curated record
AUGUUCUGCAAGGAUUUUGAUAUUGAAAAGGAUGACUUGAUCCAACUUUGGAUGGCUCAAGGAUUGCUUCACCCUUGUUCUGACAAAAACUUAGAGAUGGAGGAGAGAGGUAAUGAAUAUUUUAAAAUCCUAUUGGCGAAGUCUUUUUUUCAAGACGUUACAAAGGAUUACAAAGGUACUGUUACCAAAUGUAAGAUGCACGAUCUUGUGCAUGAUCUUGCAGAACGUGCAUCAAAAUCAGAGAACUCACGCUCACUUUUUUCAAAUGGAGAAGACCUUGGGAUCAGCAACUUACUUAAGUUAAAUUCCUUACGUGUCUUAAACUUAUACAAGGCAAAUAUUGAGGUGUUGCCGGAUUCUAUUGGAAGGUUGAAACACUUGAGGUAUUUGAAUGUAUUGAAAACAAGAAUGAAAUCACUUCCCAAAUCUAUUGGGAAGCUUUAUAAUCUGCAGACACUGAAAAUACCUUAUCACCUUGAAGAGCUUCCAGGGGAAAUUGCAAAUUUGAUCAACAUGCGACACAUUUAUUUUGGUAGAUAUAUGAAAGUUUCAGGUGGGAUAUUGGGACGGUUCACUAAUCUCCGGUCAUUACCUUUUCUCAAGGUGGGUAAAGAGACAGGUCCGAGAAUUGAGGAAUUGAGUGGUUUAAACCACUUACACAACAUCUUGUCUAUUUAUGGACUGGAAAAUGUAGGAGAUGAAGAAGAAGCGCAGAAAGCAAACUUAGUAGAGAAGAAACACAUAUGCAAGUUAAUCCUUGGAUGGAAGCUCAGUGGGCCAAGCCACACUGUAGAGAAUGACGAUGAAGUACAAGAAGGCCCAAGCCACAAUGUGGAGAAUGACGAUGAUGUACUAGAAGGCCUCCAACCACAUCCUAAUUUGGAAUUUUUGGAGAUUCAUGAAUUCAGGGGUACUAAAUUUCCAUCAUGGUUAUUGCUAGCGAACAAUUUGAAAGAGAUUGAAUUAUUGGGCUGCAACAAAUGUGAAGGAGUCCCAGUACUUGGGCAUUUACCCAGUCUUAGUUAUGUUAAGAUUAAGAGAGUGGAGAAGCUAACUCGUAUAGGAUCCGAGUUUUAUGGUGAUAAUCAUGUUAAUUGUGGAAAUGGAUCAAGUAAGGAGGCACGGCCUUUGUUCCCUGCUUUGAAAACAUUGCACAUUGAGGAGGCACGGAACCUGAUUGAAUGGAUGGAAGCGCCAACAGAGAGAGGAAGUAGGGUGGUGUUUCCUUGCCUUGAGGAGCUGACCUUGAUUCACUGUGAACAACUGAUAAGUGCUCCCAGUCAUUUUCCAUCUCUCAAGAAGGUGGUGAUAGAAUUCAUGAAUAGCGGAGGCAUGCCAAUAGCAAGUAUUCUAAGCAAUCAACUCACCACUCUCACUUAUCUCAGCUUACAGGAUGUGGGGGGACUUACUUGUCUGCCGGAAGGGAUGUUAGAAAACAACAAGAAUCUUGCAGUUUUGAAUAUGCAGCAGUGUUCGGAGUUAAUUUGUAUUUCUCCCCAAUCACAAGGAUCUGAGUACUGCUGCGCAUCUCUUUCAUAUAUGCUAAUACGUUCUUGUGAGAAUUUGAGAUAUUUACCUGAUGGGAUGCUCACACCUUCUCUUAAAAGGCUGAGGUUGUGGUAUUGUGACAAUUUAGAGUACAUCCCAGAUGCUACACACGGUGGUCUCACAUCCCUUGAAACAUUGAGGGUGUGCUACUGCUAUAAAAUAACUUCCAUCCCAUUUUCACAAGGCCUCCCAUCUCUUGGUGAAUUAACUAUAUACGAGUGUCCCGAAUUAUCAAGCCUACCGGGUGGGCUGGAAUUCUGUACCUCUAUUCGGAGUUUGACAAUAUCAAAGUGCCCUAAGGUACCGUCCAUUUCAAUCGGAAGUCUGAGUACAUCCCUCCAAGAGUUGUGUGUGAGUAAUCUAGACUCUCUUCCAAUUUCACGAGGAGGCUUCACGUCACUCCGUCAAUUGAGAAUCCAGCGCUACGAAAGUGCAGAAUUUGGGCCAGAAUUUAGUGCCUUUCUUAAAACCCUUGUCUCUCUUCAAACAUUGACGAUAUGGGCUUGCAAUAAUCUAGAGACUAUUCCGAGUUCAGACAAGCUCACAUCCCUCCGCAGCUUGGAGAUUUUUUCCUGUCGUAAAUUAACAUGUCUACCGGAUGGGAUAGCAGCAUCGUCACAGUCCUCCUGCAGCCUCACCCGUUUGAAGGAAUUGACAAUUGGUCGUUUCUGCGAGGAGCUCGAUGCAUUCCCAGCUUUUCAGGCCAUACCACAGCUUGAAUCAUUAACCAUCCGUGGGUGGCCUAAGCUCAAGUCUCUCCCUGAACAAAUUCAACACUUGCCUUCUUUUAAGACAUCUGAAAAUAGAGGCCUUCAGGGGAGUGGAGGCUAUUCCAGAAUGGUUGGGAAACCUUGCAUCUCUUGAGGACCUGACUGUUGUGCUUUGCCACCGUCUAAUGUAUCUACCUUCUGUGCAAGCUAUGCAACGCCUCACCAAAUUGAACGAGAUAUACAUCCGCUGCUGUCGCCUUCUAGAAGAAAGAUGCAGGGAGGAGAGCGGCCCAGAGUGGCCUAAGAUUCGUCAUGUUCCAUUCAUCAGGAUUGGAGAUAUAAUAAUCGAGAAUUGACCAACGCAGAGUACAAUAAACUCCUUACAGUGCUGGCAUCAAGGCAAAUAAGUUGCAGAGAAAUACAAGUGCCUCUCUGAUACUCUACCUGACUGUUCCGUAUGUUGAUAGGUUCCUAUCUUUGAAUGCUCUCAAUCCGAAAAUGCUUCAGUUACUUGGUGUUUCUUCAAUGCUGCUGGUUGCCUCGAAGUAUGAGGAGAUCACACCUCCACAUGUUGAAGAGUUUUGUUAAAUAACAGAUAAACGUGCUCCAAGGAAGAGGGUGUGUAAAUGGAGGCUGAUAUACUUAAGGCCUUGUAGUUUGAUUUGCACAAUCCUACAAUAAAGACAAAUUUAAGGUUUGCAGGAGAUCCAAUAGAGUUGCUGAAGUGCGCGAAAAAGGGAAUCUAGUUUGUUUUUGUCAAACAAUUUCUAGAGGUUUUUGCUAAAUUAGAGGAAUAGCUGUUGUGCAAACUGAGUCCUGGCUUUCUGAAACACCAGAUGAGUAGUAGUUGAGUCAGCUAAACUAGUAGGCCUCUCGUGCCAUAUCCCAAGAGAAAUCAUUGUUACCAUGGAAGCUGUUGCAUGGAAAAUCUCUCAACAUAUUGCAGCGUACAGAUGCUCUGUUGUAUUUGAGAUUAUGGAUGUCAUGUACCCAUAAGCAGUCAAUUGGUGAAGGCCAAAGCAUUCUCAGAGCCAAAAAAAAAAAAAUUCAGAGGUGAAUUUCGAAAGAGCUUUUACAGCUGUCUGUAAGUUAUAAGUUACUUCUCAUUCUUAAGACAUCUAAGUCGUGAAGAUGCCUUGUUCAGUUUCAGAAGUUUAUGCAGAUCCCUGUCGCUUGUCAUAUGAGGCAUCAAUUAGAUAAAAUUUGUUUUUCUUUUUCUUCUUCUUUCUCUUGCAUUGAUUAGUUCACUGAAACAAAGGUCUGUUCCUGAGGAGGGUUACUUGCAUCCAUUUAUGUUAUAAGCACCAAGCAAUCCUUAACUUCAUGAAGUUCUGCACCAAGGCAUGGCUACUAGCUUGGAAGGAGCUGAAUUGAGAACUGCUAAUGGCUUUCAUAAUACGGCAAGCCAAGAUUUGCUCCCUUUAUUUGCAAUAUUGGGGAUUUGGUUUGUACAAAGCAACUAUUAGCCAUCUAAUCUGAGACCUUUGGAUGAUCAUAAUAUGGGAUGGAAAGAAACAAUAAGAAGUGUUGAAUUGAACUUUUAUGUCUCAGAUGGUGUUGGUCUCUUCAGUGCCAGCCAAGCUGAGAACCACUAGAGUUGGGAGUACGUAAGGAUGCCAUUGUUCUUUGAGUUACUUGGCUAAAGUUUGGAAACAGGCUCAUCUGUGCUCGUGGAUACUCCUGCCCAAGCUGAACAACCGAUCAGGAGCGAACACAUGGGAACAUGCUCCACAUCAGCUCGGAGAACUUAUCAAGGAACCUCACAUUCACACAUGAUGAGACGUCUACUCAUGCCUUAGAGCUACUCACUCAUUAAGGAUCUUCAUUUCCAUGCCUUACGGACCAAUGUUUCAUCACGCUCCAUUCAGUUGCAUUCUUUAUAUAGCUAAACCAUCAUAUAGUGUAAUUAACCAUAUUUAUUCAAUUAUAGUGAAACCACUAGCAAACAACAGUGACGUAGCCCUGAACUCUAGCCGAGUUUUGGGUGAACACGUAAAUCUCCUAAUACAUGUAUGAUUGUCUUUUACGUAUAGUUUAUAUUUUGGUGAACUUUUUCUUUAUCA